Hemibagrus wyckioides is the source of this 1700-nucleotide messenger RNA. It is a transcript of the gene cdca7a, whose product is annotated as cell division cycle associated 7a. The record is from RefSeq and is a predicted model, not a curated record. Gene Ontology annotation, cellular component: nucleus. Lineage: Eukaryota; Metazoa; Chordata; Actinopteri; Siluriformes; Bagridae. The transcript is spliced from 10 exons. Gene Ontology annotation, biological process: regulation of DNA-templated transcription. The coding region runs from base 142 to 1350 and encodes 402 amino acids.
UCCGUCGUGGCGCGAAUAAGACCACGCCUCCUGAGAUUUUCCCGCGAACUUCCACAGUGCGUAAGCUGUAGCAGAUCACUUCCCUCUCAUUUACUCAACCCAGAGUAGUGUGAGCUACCUAGUUAGAAGAGCAACACCACAAUGCGCCCUAAGCGUCAGCAGGCCCCGCCCCCCUCUACCAGAAUGAACCUGAGGAGUUACCGGAACUCGUCCUUGGUCCCCAUGGAGACCUCAUCCUCAGAGGACAGCUGUGACAGCUUCGCUUCUGAUGGCUUUGCACCAAUGAAAAGACCUCUUAGACCGACGAGAAGCUCCGCUCGGCAGGCAAAACUCUUAGAAACUCCUCCUGUGUCAGAGGAGGAAGGCUGCAGCGGUUUUGAGGAAAGCGACUUUAAUAAUGAGAUGAGCACCAUGAAAAUGGAUUCCGACUCUGAUUCAGAACCCCCCAGAAAAACUCGCCGCUCCUUCACUCUUCGAGUGGCCAUGAAGUUCCCUGCUAAAAAUGCCUCUCCAAAGAAAUCCCCAAGUCCUAAGCCUGCUCCUAAACCCAAAGACCCAGAAUUAGAUUCUGAAGAAGAGGACUUUAUUGCAAAGAGGGCACUGAAUAUUAAAGAAAACAAAGCGAUGCUGGCUAAACUAAUGGCAGAGUUAAACAAAGUCCCUGGAAUUUUCCCUAAGAAGACAUCUGCUGCGGGCAAUACACCUACCCGUGUGCCCCGACGCUCUUUGGGAACCCCUGAAACCCGCAGGCAGAAUCCGGAGCGUUUGUCAAGGAUUCGCACACGUUCCCGCUCACUGGUGGAUGGCCCUCCCUCUCCCCCUCCUGGAGAAGAGUCUGAGGACAAGUUCAGUCUGGUGCGCAGGACCAGAGAUGACGACGAUGAUGAUUAUACACCGGAGCCACGGCGCCGGCGCACAUACAAUGGUGUUCUUGCUAUCCCUCACGUGGUAAGACCUGUGGAGGAGAUCACUCAGGAUGAGUUGGACAAUAUUUGCACUAAUGCCAGAGAGAAGAUCUACAAUCGUGCCACCGGCAGCACCUGUCACCAGUGUCGUCAGAAGACGAUCGACACGAAGACUAAUUGCCGCAACCCUGAGUGUGUUGGAGUCAGGGGUCAGUUUUGUGGCCCCUGUUUGCGUAACCGCUAUGGAGAGGAGGUUCAUGAUGCACUUUUGGACCCGGAGUGGCAAUGCCCUCCAUGCAGAGGCAUUUGUAACUGCAGCUUCUGCAGGGCCAGAGAGGGGCGCUGUGCUACAGGUGUGCUUGUCUACCUGGCUAAAUACCAUGGCUAUGACAAUGUCCAUGCUUACCUGAACAGCCUGAAGAAGGAGCUAGAAGAGAGUGAGUGAAAAUGCUGAUCCUGCUGACUUUUAAUCUGUGGCCUGUUUUCGUCUUUUGGUUCUCUUGAUAUGUUUUAGAAUUUGCUUUAUGGUCCUUAUACAUUUUAAUGCAAGUUUGUGCCUUAUGAGUAGACAGGUGUUAAUGGACUACCUGAGGUGUUCAUUUACAUUGUUUUAAAUGUAACGUCGCUCAUUGUUGAUUGUAGUGCUCUGUUGCACUGUAAAUUUGCCUCUGAUGCCUUUUAAGCUGUUGGGAAACUAAACUAAUGCUAAUAACUCAAAAUGUAGCAGAAUAUUGUUUCUCUUGUUAAGCCUAGCACAAUUUCUCCAACCAAUAAAAGCUGCUUUUAUUUUUUAAA